Messenger RNA from Ylistrum balloti, 4716 nucleotides. RefSeq names its product store-operated calcium entry-associated regulatory factor-like. Lineage: Eukaryota; Metazoa; Mollusca; Bivalvia; Pectinida; Pectinidae. The transcript is spliced from 7 exons. Gene Ontology annotation, cellular component: endoplasmic reticulum membrane. Bases 197 to 1213 code for a protein of 338 amino acids. Gene Ontology annotation, biological process: regulation of store-operated calcium entry. The record is from RefSeq and is a predicted model, not a curated record.
GCAAAGAAAUUGAUCAUCGAGAGACGUCGAAAACCGAAUAUUGAAUCAUUUUCUUCUAGAAGAUUGACGACCAAGCACAAACAAUUUAGCAAAACUUGAAUUCCAUGUGAUUAAAGCUGUUUGGUUGAGACUGAAACACAAAAUUAUACCUGAUUGAUCAAAAGUCUUGAUAUAUAGCUGAAAAACAACAAGCAAAAUGGCAAACAAAUUGGAGUUUUGCCUUUCUCUUCUGAUUUGCAUCAUGAAUAUCCACUUUGGGAUAGGGUCCAUAAGUGGUGGAGGAGGAGAUCAGGUUUUGCUGACAAAUGUACAGUCGUUGACCUUGUACAAUGGCCGAAUGACAAACUCACGACGAAGUGGUCCAGUGCCUCAGUUGAAAUGUGUAGGAGGAUCUGCUGGAUGUGGUGCCUUUGUUCCUCAGGUAGUCCAGUGUACAAACAAAGGCUCAGAUGGCUAUGAUGUUCAGUGGGAGUGUAAGACAGACAUGGACAAUGCCUACAGGUUUGGGAGAGUAGAAGUGACCUGUGAGGGAUAUGAUUAUCCAGAGGAUCCCUCUGUACUUCGAGGCUCUUGUGGUCUGGAAUACACUAUUGAUCUGACUGAGGAAGGGCAUCAGAGAAAGCAUCAGCAACAUCAUAAUUAUGGCAGCCAUUAUAAUAGUUACAAUGACGACUACCAUGACCGAUCAUCCUAUCAGUCUGGUUAUGGUAAGAAAGCCAGCUCUGUCCUGGGUGACCUCAUUCUGCUGUGUGCUAUAGGAGGGGUUGUGUACAUCAUCUAUAAGACCUGUAUUGUUGGCAGUCAACAGACAGAAAAUGGAUACCCCAACCAGAGACAGGACAAUCAGUGGGGUAGCAGUCAACCUCCACCCCCAGGCUUCAGACAGGAUUACAUGCCAGGUGGAGACUCCUGCUCUGGUUCAUCCUACUACUCUGGGGGCCACACCAACUACACUCGACCUGGUAAUAUGGGCGGAGGCUUCUGGACAGGUGCUGCCACUGGUGGCCUCCUUGGAUACAUGUUUGGGAACAGGGGCAACAAUUAUUACGGCAGCAGGACAUAUUCACCAUACACAGGCUCUUCCUUCUGGGGUCAGUCACGCACCCACCGUCCUUCUGCAUUCUCAGGGGGAUCCUCUUUCUCUUCAUUUGGAGGUGGCGGAAGCUCAGGUACCAGAACAGCCUCUGGGUUUGGUGGCACCAAACGCAGAUGAGUUCAUCAGUAUUUGAUUGUCAUGAAGAUAUAGAAUGUCUUUGGCAUUGUUGGAAUGUUUCAGAUUUAAAGAACGCCAAUUAAGAAACAAUCUGAACACAACUACUCAAAAGGGUAGAGAGGAGAAGAUUUGUUUUUCUGAAAGUCAAUUUUUUUUAACCCUUAAGACAUCAUUCUCUGUACGGCACCGUUUAACAGAUUAAACAUAUUCUUUUCAUCCUGCCGCAAGCCCAGGGACUCAUUUUCAAAACCAUUGGUUGGGCUUACUACACAAAGUGAAAUAGCACUGGUGUAUAAUUUUACCAAUUAUUUAUAUGGAUGGGCUUAUUACAAGGCAUGGGCUUAUAUAUAGCAAUAUUAGUUAAUCAGAGAAUGAUCCAAGAAUGGAAUAAUUAAGAUAUAAAUGAUGGAUUUGAAAGUGGAGAUUUUUUAAACAGCUGUUCUGUUCUUCAGUUUAAGUAAUAUGGUGUAAUUCAUUGCAGAUUUAAUUUUCAUGUUUUUUCCUUGUUGUAAUUGUCUUAAAGUCUCUGAUUACUUGGAAACAUUUAAACUUUAAAAUGUUAAUGCAAAAAUUGGUACCAUUGUAGACAAAGAAAAGCAUUUUUAUCAUAAUUCAUGUUUGUUUAUGCAUUCAUUUUUUUUUAAAUACACUGGUUUUGUUUCUGCAACAGAGAAAUGUUUUCUAAUGUUACUGAGGUACAGAAAUGUAUCCAUGUUACUGAGAUACACACAAGUAUCCUAAUGCUACAGAGAUACAAAAAGGUGUCCAUAUUACUGAAAUACAGAAAAGUAACUUAAUGUUACUGAGAUACAGAAAGGUGUCCAUGUGAAUGAGAUACAGAAAAGUAUCUUAAUGUUACUGAGAUACAGAAAAGUAUGCUAAUGAUACUGAGAUACAGAAAAGUGUCCAUGUCACUGAGAUACAAAGCUAAAUUAGCUGUUUUUAUCUGUAUCAUCUGAUUUUCACUUAUAUCGGAGUACACAAUAUCCAAUCAGUUCAUACGCAUUGGAAAAUAUAUGUUUGUAUAUGUAAAAUUAAUCUCAUUCCAUGAUUUUCUAUUUCAUUUUUUUUUGAUUGGUGUGAAUCUUGUAAAACCCUGUUAUUAUAUGCAAUGUUUGUACUGAUUUAUCAUGGACCCAUAACUGUGAUAUACAUGUAGUGAAAUCGAGUACUCUUUAUGUCAUAUAGUUUGUUGGAUGUUUAUGAAAUAGGUUUUAGAAAAUUUUAGAAACAUAAAACACUUUAAAAACCAUUUUCAGUAUUGUCUUGUAUACUGGUAAAUAUCUUUUUCAUAUUACAUAAAAUUUGUAGGGAGGGUUGAAUUUGAAACUUCCAUAUAUAUCAGUAUUUACUUGUAAAAUAUGUGUUGUAUGACUGUCUUUGGAAAAUAGCUGAUAUGUGGAAUGGUGCAAUGUUCCUGUGAGAAUCAUAUGAACCCCAACAGCCACCAAGAUUUUUACUUUGUCCCUGUGAUAGUCUUACAAGCCACCAACAUUGCUAUAAAAUUAGUAUUGCUUGUUGACAGUCCUGUAAGAUCUAUUGUGAUAGAAUAAUCAUUUCAAUCUACCACUGGAAUGUUACUGUCAUACAUCAGCCCUUGAUAUAUGUACAGCAGCUGUCAUAGUUUUUCAUGAAGAUUUCUGGGAAAGCUGUCUGUUGUUGGUCAAGUACAGUGUAUAGCUGGGAGUUACAGCAAACAACAUAUUUAAAGACAGCUGUGUUUUGAUAGAGCAAGCAGAUUUAAGGCCACAAUUGUGGAGACAAUAAGUGAUAUUGUAACAUGAGUAGGACCGUUAUUCUAUAAGUGUCAUGGAUCAGCCUUGAAUGAUUGUAGGAUCAAUGUUGGUCUUUCUUAGGAUUCUGAGUGACUUGGAUGACCCCUUAUUACAGAUAGCACAAAAUCUAGAAAUAGAAAAUGUCAUUUGCUAUAGCUUAACAGACCUACGAAAUAGCCUGAACGUAAAAUUACCGUAAAUGCUAAAAAAAGUUAAAACUUGAUAAAAGAGAUUUACAGCAGCAUUUUCAGUUGCAGAAUUUGUCAGUUUUGUACAACCAAUACAUGAAUAUUUCAUCAAUUUUCCAAAUUUUAUGUCGUAAAACUUAUAUUUUCAACAUAAUUAUUGAAAUUAGGGUACAAAAAUCUUGUAGUGGCAAUGUUGCAAGCCAAAUUACAGAUUGACCUUAACACUUGCACAAUUUAUAUAUGAAAGACUAUUAAUAAUAAUGUUUUCAUUUCAUUAAUGUAAUUUUUACAAAUAACUUUUUCUGUAAUGUACCAAACCAAUAAAGUUAUCACAAUACAUACCCAAAUGAUUUUAUAAUGUAACCAUGUGCAAUUAGGAACUGUUGAUCUUGACACUACAUUUUUGGUAUUUGUUUAUGCAUAAUUUCAUUGUCAUUCUAAUCAAUAUUUUACUUUUAAAAGACUUAAUACCAGUUUACUACCUGAUAAUAAAGUCGAAAGAAAAAUACCAUCCAGUGAAAUUGCCUAAGAAUGUGUCUGUGACAAACAGACAAUUUUUGUAGAAUGGCUGUUUUAAAGAAACAUGGUUUAGAGUUUAUGGCCUUAACUGACAAAGUGGAGUUAAAUACUCACAUUCUGUUAUCUUACUUAUCAAUAAAUUGUUUUUGGAUGAUUGCGUGUUUUGUAAUGAUCAGUCACCUACUCUGAAUAGAAAGUUAUUAUUAGUUAUCAGUAUUUGGUUUGAACUACAGCAAACAGCAGAUAUUUGGUUAAGAAUACUAGACCAUAUUUAGUUAAAGUUAAAAUUAAUCUUUACAUAUUGAUAUUGUUUGGAAAUACAAUGUGUUAAGGUAGAGUGUCCCACCAAUUUUCUAAUUUAUAAAAGUAUAUAUACAGCAAUUUAAAGGAGCUCUUCUUUGUGGAAGAUGCAACUCUGAGCAGUGGUACACUACACCUUAACAUAAAGUUUGAUAAACCUUAAUGAGAGUACAUGUUUGUUAAUUUUCUUAUUUUUCAAAUUUCUGUUGUAGUUAUCAUAGUAGUGUAUUCUGUGUCACAGUGUGCAAACAACAUCCUGCACUUGUCAUUAUUGGUAACACCUUAGAAAGCCUUUUUAAGUCAAUAAGUGUUUGAAGGGGGUCAUGUGUGCUAUUUUACCUGUGAUAUAUAUCAUAAAUGUGUUCUUCUUGAGAUACAUUAACUAGAACCAGUUGCCCCACUAAAUUUGGAAUUAAGUAAUAUAGUGUGUCACAACAGAAAGUGAUUUAUAGGUCUAUAUGUUGUGAUAGAAUAUGUACAAACUUAAUUGUUAAGGACUGAAAACUCCAUGUAUGUCACGUAAGCUGUGGCAAGGGGACGACCUGCAAGAAUGGCUAAACAUGUUGGUUACCAGCAGAAGAAAGAAGAGUAGAAUGAUCAGAAACUAACGACUAUAGGAGUUGCUCCUGUUAUUUUCUGUUUUACUUUAUUACAGACUGUGAGAAUGUCAUUGUACUUGUUGUUAUUGUUGAUAUUUUUCUUUCAUUUCAUAAUAAACAAU